AUGUCUGCCAAAGCACAAAACCCAAUGCGUGAAUUGAAGAUCGAGAAGUUGGUCUUGAACAUCUCGGUCGGUGAAUCCGGUGACAGAUUGACCAGAGCCUCUAAGGUGUUGGAACAAUUGUCUGGUCAAACUCCAGUGCACUCUAAGGCUAGAUACACUGUCAGAACCUUCGGUAUUAGAAGAAACGAAAAGAUCGCCGUUCACGUCACCAUUCGUGGUCCAAAGUCUGAAGAGAUCUUGGAAAGAGGUUUGAAGGUUAAGGAAUACCAAUUGAGAUCCAAGAACUUCUCUGAAACUGGUAACUUUGGUUUCGGUAUUCAAGAACACAUCGACUUGGGUAUCAAGUACGACCCAUCUAUUGGUAUUUACGGUAUGGAUUUCUACGUUGUCAUGGGAAGACCAGGUGCCAGAGUCGCUAGAAGAAAGAGAUGCAGAUCUACCAUCGGUAACUCUCACAAGACUUCCAAGGAAGACACUAUUGCUUGGUUUAAACAAAGAUAUGAUGCCGAAGUUUUGGACAAAUAA
Eremothecium sinecaudum is the source of this 525-nucleotide messenger RNA. RefSeq names its product 60S ribosomal protein uL5 (gene RPL11A). Gene Ontology annotation, cellular component: cytosolic large ribosomal subunit; ribosome. Gene Ontology annotation, molecular function: RNA binding; structural constituent of ribosome. The transcript has a single exon. Lineage: Eukaryota; Fungi; Ascomycota; Saccharomycetes; Saccharomycetales; Saccharomycetaceae. Gene Ontology annotation, biological process: translation. Bases 1 to 525 code for a protein of 174 amino acids. The record is from RefSeq and is a predicted model, not a curated record.